Capsicum annuum is the source of this 2133-nucleotide messenger RNA. Its product is annotated as ankyrin repeat domain-containing protein 13C. NCBI's taxonomy places the organism in Eukaryota, Viridiplantae, Streptophyta, Magnoliopsida, Solanales, Solanaceae. The record is from RefSeq and is a predicted model, not a curated record. Bases 178 to 1923 code for a protein of 581 amino acids. The transcript is spliced from 2 exons. Gene Ontology annotation, cellular component: cytoplasm. Gene Ontology annotation, molecular function: protein binding.
UGUUCGAGUCCCCCAUUCUCUGAGAAAAUGUAACGAAGCCCAUACUUAAAAGGACCACUUUGCCCUUACCUUUCUCGUUCUUCAAUAACAUUCCAUCCCACAAUCACACUCCAUUCCUUCCUCUUACUUAAAUACCCCUAACUAAAUUUUUUUCCCAUUUCUCAAUUUCAUGUAACAAUGUCGAAACCGGCGACAACUUCUCCGGCGAAGGCGACGACAAUAAAACCAGAAGAUUACACUCAUAGCCCUGUACAUUACGCCGUCGUUUUAGGAGAUCACAAUAAACUAAGCAGAAUUAUUGCUUCUCUUCCUCGACUCGCUGAUCCAACUCGGAUACAGACGGAGUCCGACUCGCUUAUACAGGAACGAAUUGCUGAUAAAAUUACGGCAGUACUUGAUCGGCGUGAUAACCGAAACCGUGAAACUCCUCUACAUCUGGCCGUCCGUUUGAAUGACGUGUAUGCAGCAAGGUUACUUGCUGUUGCUGGUGCUGAUAUUUCGCUUCAGAAUGCAGAUGGUUGGAAUGCUCUACAGGAAGCUAUUAUGCGGAGAUGCUCUGAUGUUGUUUCGAUUUUAGUUCAGCAUCAUCAUUUAAGUGCUUGGUACAAGUGGCGACGUCGUUUACCUCGCCUUGUUGCUGUUCUUCGCAGAAUGCGUGACUUCUACAUGGAAAUUGCUUUCCAUUUCGAGAGUUCUAUUGUUCCAUUCGUUGGCAAAAUUGCGCCUUCUGAUACGUAUAAGAUCUGGAAACGCGAUGGUAAUCUUCGAGCAGAUACAUCUUUAGCUGGUUAUGAUGGCUUGAAAGUUCAGCGAGCUAAUCAGAGUUUUCUAUUCCUUGGUGACGGUGACCGGAAUUCUGAUAUUCCGGCUGGUUCAUUGCUAGUUUUGAACCACGAUGACCUUAAAAUGUAUGAUGCUUUUGAGAACGCUGGUGCUCCUUUGAGCGAUUCUGAUGUUUCGAGUUUCUGUAAUCAAACAAGUGUGUAUCGUCCUGGAAUGGACGUGACGAAAUCAACACUAGUUAGUCGUACAAAUUGGAGAGGGCAAGAGAAAACGGAGAACAUCGGCGAAUGGAAAGCCAGAGUUUAUGAUGUGAAUAAUGUUGUUUUCAGCUUCCGAUCGCGCAAAAUUUCCGGAGCUGAAAGCGAACAAAUUCUACCAUUAGACUUAGAACUAGAAGAGGAUUCCGAAGACGGUUUCCUCGUCGCAGAGAAUCCACGGUUUAGCGUCUCAACGGCCGCUGCCUCCUCCGUAGAAAGCAGCAAACAACGACGUCACAGCAGUUUCAUUCGAGAGGAAAGGGAUUUCGUUACGGUUUCUCGAAAAAGCGUCGACAUAAUACCGGAACCACGGCGGAGAGCGGCGGCGAUACCGGUUGCACCGCCGCCGAAUACAAAGGAAAAGGAGUACGUGAAGAGCCUGAAACCGUCAGUCUGGUUGACGGAGCAGUUUCCGUUAAAGACGGAGGAGUUGCUGCCGUUACUUGACAUAUUAGCGAACAAAGUGAAAGCAGUUAGACGAAUGAGAGAGCUGUUAACCACCAAGUUCCCUCCGGGGACAUUCCCAGUAAAGUUGGCAAUACCAGUGGUCCCUACAGUGAGGGUAGUAAUCACAUUCACAAAGUUUGUUGAGUUACAACCAAUUGAACAGUUCUAUACUCCAUUUUCAAGUCCGAGGCACCUCCUUCAUGGUGAUAGUGAGGAUGAAAGUUCAAGCAGCAAUUACUAUUCACUUCCAUCAUCAUCAUCAUCAUCAUCAUCUUCGUCAUCGUCGUGGCUGUUGAAAAGCAAGCAGCUACAACAAAACCGUAAUGGUGCACAACAGGUAGAUCCAUUUGCAAUACCUCGCGGUUAUAGUUGGAGUAGUUUUGAUGAGAAGAAUAGGAAAAUGAAGAAAUCUAAGUCUACUAGGAGAACCAAGUGAUUGCCUUACUAGUAAUUCUUUUAACAUAGAAUGCGAUCAACUGCUCUGUUUUUUACAAUUACUUCCUAAUUCUUAAUAUAGUUUGUAGAUAUUAAGGAGAAUCUAACUUUGAAUCUCCUGAACUCUUAAUCUUGGCUUUUCAAUUCUCAUAGUUGUUAUACGAAUGAGUUUCUCAAUCUAAUCGUAGAAGUUAUCCUAUCUUUACACAGU